AUGACAGAGACGGGCUUGAAAAUCAGUAAAACGCGUAAAAUUUUGAUCAUUAUUAAUAUUUUUCUCGUCGCUGGUUUAGCUGUUGGUCUUGUUUUUAAAUACAGACCGGGUUCUCAUUCUGAAAGAGCUGAUAUUCGAACAGUAGGACUUACUCAACCAACAAUAAGAACAAAUGCGGCGACUACAACUUCAACUACCACAGAGCGUGUUAAACCGUUCAUAUUGAUUCUGGGCUCUAGUUCAAAGCUUAUUGACAAUUCUUUUCUUGUUUCUGAAGAUGGACUCGUUCAAAAAAGAGUUGGCAUAAUUGAUUCUUUUGAAAAUCAUGGCGAUUGGGGUCCUUUUGCUUCAAUUGAAGGCGAGCUUUUUAUCUUCGGAGGAGAUUUUUAUAAGCAAAGGAUCCUGAAAUUAAUAAACUGCGAGUUGAUCGAGCAAUCAGCAAGGCUAGUUCAUGAAAUUGAUUCAACUGCAAGCGCACUUUCAAUAAGCGAUGGAUCAAAAGCUCUGAUCUGCUUUCCUGGAGGCGAUGGCUCAAGAAUGACGAAAGAAUGUGAGAUUUUCGACGGCCGUAGAUCUGAGAAAACGUUUUCUUCAAUAUUCAGCCAUGCCAGUGGGAAACUCGCUCUUUACAAGGGCAAAGCUGCUGCAAUAGGAGACUUAGUCUGGGUUCAAAAUUAUCGAGGAAGUGGCAAUAACUGCGAAGCUUGUAAAAGCAAACUCAGGGUGGAAAAGCUCGACCUCUCUCGCUCUGGUUGGUAUUCCAUGCCGGACUAUCCGAGACUGGCCGAGAGAGUUCUCGCGAUCGGUUUUGAAAGUGGGAAUUUAUUGGUCGCUGGUCGCUUUAACGGAGUUUUUCUUCUAGCAGGCUCUGGCUGGAAAGAGAUCGGCGUGCCCAUUACAGUAAGAUUUGAAUGUGAUAAAUUAAUGUAUCAUUGA
Messenger RNA from Oikopleura dioica, 936 nucleotides. NCBI's taxonomy places the organism in Eukaryota, Metazoa, Chordata, Appendicularia, Copelata, Oikopleuridae. The record is from the annotation of a GenBank genome assembly.